Molecule: messenger RNA, 2291 nt
Organism: Nannospalax galili (Upper Galilee mountains blind mole rat)
Lineage: Eukaryota; Metazoa; Chordata; Mammalia; Rodentia; Spalacidae
Product: disintegrin and metalloproteinase domain-containing protein 21-like
Exons: 1
Coding region: 1-2238 (745 amino acids)
Biological process (GO): male gonad development; proteolysis
Cellular component (GO): plasma membrane; sperm head plasma membrane; external side of plasma membrane
Molecular function (GO): metalloendopeptidase activity
Source: RefSeq, a predicted model, not a curated record
AUGGCAUUCACCUGGACACAGGCCUUCCUGGGUGAUGUUUUCUGGCUCUCUAUGUUCUGGGCACUGUUGUCACGUGUCUGGUGUUUCCAAGGCCAACCAAAAUGGCGCUUCACUACCUCUGAAAUUGUGAUCCCCCGGAAGGUACCCCAAAGAAUGGGUGGAAGUGAGAUGCCAGACCAGCUUGCCUAUAGCAUGCGAUUUCGGGGACAAAGACACGUGAUCCACAUGAAACUCAAGACAAACCUGCUGCCCAGACACUUUCCUAUAUUUACUAACGAUGACCAAGGAGCCAUGCAAGAAGACUACCCAUUUGUCCCUCGUGACUGUUACUACUACAGCUACCUGGAAGGGGUCCCUGGGUCUACAGCGACAGUAGAUACCUGCUAUGGAGGUCUGCGUGGCAUGCUACAGGUAGAUGACUUCACUUAUGAAAUCAAACCACUGCAGACAUCUUCAAAAUUUGAACACAUAGUGUCUCUGCUUAUGUUAGAAGAAAGGACACAGGAGUCUAACAAGUGUAACAGUGAUGAGAUAGGGGAAGUGGCAAAUCAAUUCCUUGAAGAGGAAAAUCUUAUUGAAAGUCCCAGAGCAGCACCAGCUUAUUUGUGGCAGUUACAUAUGAAACACAUAAGAAUUCUCUACACGUUAUCUAACUCACUUAUCAAGAAAAAUGACAACCGUACCUUCAUGGUAGAGAGUGUACUGAUUAUGACCAACAUAGCAGAUACCAUCUAUAAACCAAGUGGUUUGAAUGUCUUUGUACGUGCUAUAUGCUUAUGGAACCAAAACGAUGCCAUAGAUCUUGUAAAUCAACAACCUGGAUCGAUGUUAACAGACUAUGGCAGCUUGAGAACAAAAUUUCAUGGACAGCUAGAAAGUUCUGUCGCAGUGAUUUUAACAGGACAUAAGAUUCAAAACAACAAUUAUUAUGCCAAUUUUAAUGGAAUGUGCAAUGCCUACUGGGGAGCAAUAUUACUCCAUGUGGCAAGAUACCAUGUAUUUCUGGCUGCAACUACUUUAGCCCAUGCAUUAGGUCACAGCCUGGGCAUGCGCCAUGACAGGGUGGGCUGUGUUUGUUUUAGAAGACGCAAUUGUGUCAUGAAUGAAAAUAUUGGCCUUCUGGAUAUGCUAAGCAAUUGUUCUCAAGCUGUGAUAUAUGGAAGGAUCAAUGGUUGGGACACUUGCCUGAGUAGUCUUAAUAUUCCUUAUACUAAUUUUCCCUACACAUUAUCUCGCUGUGGAGAUAAGAUCCAUGGUGAAUCUGAGCAAUGUGACUGUGGCUCCUUCAAAGAGUGUGCCUCUAGUAAGUGUUGUAACAUCGACUGUACACUAACUAUGGGCAGUGUGUGUAGUUUAGGAACUUGCUGCCUGGACUGUAAAUUUGCUCCCUCUGGAACAAUUUGCAGGGACCAACGUGGUAUUUGUGAUCUGCCAGAAUACUGUGAUGGAAAGUCAGAGAAUUGUCCAGAGGACUUUCACAUUCAAGAUGGAACCCCCUGUUCAGCAGUAUCAGUAUGUAUGGCUGGAAACUGCAGCGACCGAGACACACAGUGUCAGGCUCUUUUCGGAUACCAAGUCCACGAUGGCUCACCAGCAUGCUACAAAGAAUUGAAUCGCAGAGGUGACCGAUUUGGAAACUGCGGGGUGAGUUUGCAAAGAGGGGGAAGCAAACCUGUUGUAUGUGAAGAUGAUAAUGUAUUUUGUGGACUGCUGCACUGUGGAGAUGUCACUCGUGUUCCUGGUGGAGGUGAGCAUACUACAUUUCAUCAUAUAAGAGUACAAGAUCUUAAAGAAGAACACUGCUUUGGCUAUGAUGCACACCACGGAUCAGAAGUCCCAGAAAUGGGGCUUGUCGUGGAUGGUGCAACCUGUGGCCCAGGGAAAUUCUGUCGUAGGCAGAACUGCACUUUUCAUCAAGACAUCGGUUUUGACUGUGAUGUCAGCACUUGUAAUUUCAGAGGGGUGUGUAACAGCAAGAGUCAUUGUCACUGUAUAUAUGGUUGGCAACCACCAUCAUGUGACCAGAGAGGAAUGGGUGGUAGUGAAGACAGUGGCCCUCCACCUACCAAUGACCAAGGUCUUCAAGCCCAGAUACGCAUGAGUAUAAACAGGAUCCUGCUUGUUCUCUUCACUCGCAUGAUUCUCAUUCUGGUCGCACUUCUUUUUGGUGCAAUUUUAAGAGCAGCAAUCGUGGACACUGAAGAAAGUGCUGCAGGACAUCCAAAUCCACAUAAUUGAUCUCAUUAAAUACUAAAUGGGGCCACAGAGUGAACAGAAUCAGUAUCAAUCAC